This is a messenger RNA of Equus quagga, 3870 nucleotides long. RefSeq names its product neuroligin 3 (gene NLGN3). Lineage: Eukaryota; Metazoa; Chordata; Mammalia; Perissodactyla; Equidae. The record is from RefSeq and is a predicted model, not a curated record. Gene Ontology annotation, biological process: modulation of chemical synaptic transmission; postsynaptic membrane assembly; neuron cell-cell adhesion. Gene Ontology annotation, molecular function: neurexin family protein binding; signaling receptor activity. The transcript has 7 exons. Gene Ontology annotation, cellular component: synapse; postsynaptic specialization membrane; cell surface. Bases 303 to 2789 code for a protein of 828 amino acids.
CGGAGAGCAGAUCUCGGGGAUUCGGGUGCGGAGCCCUUGGCCUGGAGGCGAUAUGGGUGGUCCACGGCCCGCUUCAGUCGCUCGCUACAGCCUGGGGAACAGGCCUGUCUGGCCCUGAGGGAGUCCCCUUUCUGAAGCUGUGGUGCUUGGACGACCUGUUCUCUACGUUGCUGGGCACCUGUAGGUGUCCCUCGAGAGCUCAGUUUUGAGGUUCAAGUCAGUGUGGCCAUGAAGGGGCUGCCUGUUGGGCUGAUGCUGUGACCCUGGAGUCUGCCUUUCCUGCCAGUCCCCCUGCCCGGAACAUGUGGCUGCGGCUUGGCCCGCCCUCGCUGUCCCUGAGCCCCAAGCCCACAGUUGGCCGGAGCCUGUGCCUCACCCUGUGGUUCCUCAGCUUGGUGCUGAAGGCCAGUACCCAGGCCCCGGCACCCACAGUCAAUACUCACUUUGGGAAGCUAAGGGGUGCACGGGUACCAUUGCCCAGUGAGAUCCUGGGGCCUGUGGACCAAUACCUGGGGGUGCCCUACGCAGCUCCCCCAAUCGGCGAGAAACGUUUCCUGCCCCCUGAACCACCCCCAUCCUGGUCUGGCAUCCGGAACGCCACACACUUUCCCCCAGUGUGCCCCCAGAACAUCCACACAGCUGUGCCCGAAGUCAUGCUCCCCGUCUGGUUCACUGCCAACUUGGAUAUCGUCGCUACUUACAUCCAGGAACCCAACGAAGACUGCCUCUACCUGAACGUCUACGUGCCCACGGAGGAUGGAUCCGGCGCUAAGAAACAGGGCGAGGACUUAGCGGAUAAUGACGGGGAUGAAGAUGAAGACAUCCGGGACAGUGGCGCUAAGCCCGUCAUGGUCUACAUCCAUGGAGGCUCUUACAUGGAAGGGACAGGCAACAUGAUUGACGGCAGCGUCCUCGCCAGUUAUGGCAACGUCAUCGUCAUCACCCUCAACUAUCGGGUUGGGGUGCUAGGUUUCCUGAGCACUGGAGAUCAGGCUGCCAAGGGCAACUAUGGGCUCCUUGACCAAAUCCAGGCCCUCCGCUGGGUGAGCGAGAAUAUUGCCUUCUUUGGUGGCGAUCCCCGCCGUAUUACCGUCUUUGGCUCGGGCAUUGGUGCAUCCUGUGUCAGCCUCCUCACGUUGUCGCAUCACUCUGAGGGGCUUUUCCAGAGGGCCAUCAUCCAAAGUGGUUCUGCUCUGUCCAGUUGGGCUGUGAACUACCAACCAGUGAAGUACACCAGCCUGCUGGCAGACAAGGUGGGCUGUAACGUGCUAGACACAGUGGAUAUGGUAGACUGUCUUCGGCAAAAGAGUGCCAAGGAGCUGGUAGAGCAAGACAUCCAGCCAGCCCGCUACCAUGUGGCCUUCGGCCCUGUGAUUGACGGUGAUGUCAUUCCUGAUGACCCUGAGAUUCUCAUGGAACAGGGUGAGUUCCUCAACUAUGACAUCAUGCUAGGUGUCAACCAGGGUGAGGGGCUCAAGUUUGUGGAAGGGGUGGUAGACCCUGAGGAUGGUGUCUCUGGCACUGACUUUGACUACUCCGUCUCCAACUUUGUGGACAACCUGUAUGGCUAUCCUGAGGGUAAGGACACCCUGCGGGAGACCAUCAAAUUCAUGUACACAGACUGGGCAGACCGUGACAACCCUGAGACCCGCCGUAAAACACUGGUGGCACUCUUCACCGACCACCAGUGGGUGGAGCCUUCGGUGGUGACAGCUGAUCUGCAUGCCCGCUAUGGCUCACCUACCUACUUCUACGCCUUCUACCAUCACUGCCAGAGCCUCAUGAAGCCUGCCUGGUCAGAUGCAGCUCAUGGGGACGAAGUACCCUACGUUUUCGGCGUCCCUAUGGUAGGCCCCACUGACCUCUUCCCCUGCAACUUCUCCAAGAAUGACGUUAUGCUCAGUGCUGUCGUCAUGACCUACUGGACCAACUUUGCCAAGACCGGGGAUCCCAACAAGCCGGUCCCCCAGGACACCAAGUUCAUUCACACCAAGGCCAACCGCUUUGAGGAAGUGGCCUGGUCCAAAUAUAAUCCCCGAGACCAGCUCUACCUUCACAUCGGGCUGAAACCGAGGGUCCGCGAUCAUUACCGGGCCACUAAGGUGGCCUUUUGGAAGCACCUGGUGCCCCACCUAUACAACCUGCAUGACAUGUUCCACUAUACGUCCACAACCACCAAAGUGCCGCCCCCGGAUACCACCCACAGCUCCCACAUCACCCGCAGGCCCAACGGCAAGACCUGGAGCACCAAGCGGCCAGCUAUCUCCCCUGCCUACAGCAACGAGAACGCCCAAGGGUCCUGGAACGGGGACCAGGAUGCAGGGCCACUCCUGGUGGAGAACCCUCGUGACUACUCCACUGAAUUAAGUGUCACCAUCGCCGUAGGGGCCUCCCUCCUGUUCCUUAACGUUCUGGCCUUUGCUGCCCUCUACUACCGUAAGGACAAACGGCGUCAGGAGCCCCUGCGGCAGCCUAGCCCUCAGAGGGGAACCGGGGCCCCUGAAUUGGGAGCUGCUCCUGAGGAGGAGCUAGCAGCAUUGCAGCUGGGCCCCACCCAUCAUGAGUGUGAGGCCGGUCCCCCCCAUGACACACUGCGCCUCACUGCAUUGCCCGACUACACGCUGACCCUGAGGCGCUCCCCUGAUGACAUCCCACUCAUGACCCCCAACACCAUCACUAUGAUUCCCAACUCCCUGGUGGGGCUGCAGACAUUGCACCCCUAUAACACCUUUGCCACAGGGUUCAACAGUACUGGGCUGCCCCACUCACACUCCACUACCCGGGUAUAGCUCCAGCCCUGAGCACAGCCUAUCUCCCGGCUCCCUCCCUCCCAGAUCCAUGAACACAUGUGUGCACUCGAGCGCGUGUGCGCACACACACACAGACACACAGACACACACACAGACACAUACAGACGUAUAUGUAUACGCACACACCCACACUCGACAGCAGACCCACCUGCACAAACAUAGACAGAUGUGGACAUGCACCCGCAUGUACAAGAACACAAAUAAAGAAGUAAACCUGAACAAACCCUUUAAAUGGGGACGCAAAUGAGUCCUUGGGAAACCGAGGACCCGUGAAACAGCAGCUGAAGCCAGCUCCCUGAGCCUGACCACAGACACUCCUGGGGGCCUGAAAGCGCCAGCUGGACACCCCCUCGGUGCUCGCCUUCCGCCUCCCUUGGAACUGCACCACCGCCCAGCUCCAGACUUGGGAGUGUUAAAGAGCAGAGGAGCUCUUUCUCCCCCAGACUUGGUCUCUUUUCUGGGUCUUGUUUUUGUUGAUUUUUUAAAAAAAUUUUGGAACAAAUGCUUCUCCAACCCAUGAGUGCAAAGAGCCUCCAGAAGGGAGGGCUCCAGGCCCAGGGCUCUCUGGCUCUGGAACCCCCAGUGCUCACACAGUGCGACCAAGGAACAUGACCCCCAAGAAAGAAACAGAUUUGAGCAAGACCAUCAGAUGGAAGGAGGAAGGGGCUGCCGCUGAGUGGGGUUAGAGGGCUCUGGGGAGAACUCUCCAGCUAUCUCGGCAUCCUUAUGGAGGGCUGCAGAGACCACAGGGUGACCUGCUUCCCCCAAAAGCCAGGAGCACCAACCUGGCUAGACUAGGGGACCCUAGAUUUGGUGAACGAGGUUUUGUGGAGGCCAUGUCAUUAUCGGGCCCCCCUGGGUAUAAUCCGGGUUCUGCCUCUCCCUUGGGGUAGUGCUAUCAGAAAUUCGCCCCAUUUUCUUUACAGAGUCUCUUUUGUGUCUGUCAUUUCUCUUUCAAAAAGGCAAUGUUUUUUGUUGUUGUUGGCUUUUUUUUUUUUUUAAAGAAAAGUUCUUAAAACACUAACGGAAACCCAUGGAGUUUGUCCUUUGUAAAAAUUUU